UUCUUUUUUUUAACAUUAUUUUCUAACCAGCAUUCACCAUUCCCCCCCGCCCCUCGCCAGAUGAUGUCUGACAAUGUCCAUUUCUGGCACCCUCAGCAAUUACUACGUCGACUCCCUGAUAAGUCACGAGAGCGCGGAUUCCCCUUCCCCUAAAUUCGCGGGCGGACCUUACGCGGCCGCGCGCCCCGCGCCGGCCCAGGCGGAGCCGCACUUGGAGUUCCCCUCGUGCAGUUUCCAGCCCAAAAACUCCGCGUUCGCCGCGCCCUGGCCCGCGGGCCCCGCGGCUUUCCAGCCCUACGCGGCCGCGGGCGGCUCCGCGCGGGGCUGGCCCGAGCCGGGACCCGCCGUAACCAAACCCGAACCCGCGCCCAAACUCCGCGGGUUCGGCCCCGGCGGCUCCGCGCCCCCUCAGAGCGGCCCCGAGGAUCGUAAAGGCGCGGACAAAGAGCGCGGAGAUCAAACGCAGCCCGCGGCCGGCUGGCUGCAGGCGCGCUCCUCGCGCAAGAAGCGCUGCCCGUACAGCAAAUUCCAGACGCUGGAGCUGGAGAAGGAAUUCCUGUUCAACAUGUACCUGAGCCGCGAGCGGCGGCACGAGGUGGCGCGGCUGCUCAACCUCAGCGAGCGCCAGGUCAAGAUCUGGUUCCAGAACCGCCGCAUGAAGAUGAAGAAAAUGAACAAGGAGCAGGGCAAGGAGUGACCCAAAAUAUCCGAAUUUUCCUGCAAACCGCCCCGAAAGCAGCGCCGGAGCUUCUCCUCCACGCCAGCCCCGCUGUUCCGGAUGAAAUCUGGGUUAUUUUAAAUUUUUAAUAAUUUUUCUUCUGAUGAACCCAGCCCAAAGCACAGCUCGUCUUUGGGGUAAGGAAUGACAGAAGGGCAGCGCCCCCAAAUCUCCGAUUUUUCCCCCAAAAGCAGCGCCGGAUCCUCCUCUCAGUCUCAGCCCCGCUGUUCCGGCUGAAAUCUGGGAUAUUUCCAUUUUUAAAUAAUUUUUCUUCUUCUAGUGUAACUCAGCCCAAAGUGCAGCUUCUCGGUGGGGCAACGAAUGACAGAAGGGCCCAAAUCUCAGAUUUUUUCUGCAAAAGUAGCACUGGAUCCUCUCCCCAGUCUCAGCCCCGCUGUUCCGGCUGAAAUUUGGGUUAUUUCCAUUUAAAAAUCUCUUUUCUUCUUCUGGUGUAACUCAGCCCAAAGCUCAGCUCGUCUUUGGGGUAAGGAAUGACAGAAGGGCAAAGCCCCAAAUCUCCGAUUUUUUCUCCAAAAGCAGUGCCGGAUCAUGCCCCGAGUGCCUGCUCUGCUGUUCCGGCUGAAAUUUGGGAUAUUUCCAUUUUUAAAUCAUUUUUCUUCUGGUGAACCCAGCCCAAAGCGCAGUUUCUUGGUGGGGUAAGGAAUGACAGAAGGGCAGAGCCCCCAAAUCUCCGAUUUUUUCUCCAAAAGCAGCGCUGGAUCCUCUCCCCAGUCUCAGCCCCGCUGUUCCGGCUGAAAUUUGGGUUAUUCCCAUUAAAAAAUCUCUUCUUCUUGUGGUGUAA
Messenger RNA from Taeniopygia guttata (zebra finch), 1520 nucleotides. It is a transcript of the gene HOXB9, whose product is annotated as homeobox B9. The record is from RefSeq and is a predicted model, not a curated record. Gene Ontology annotation, molecular function: RNA polymerase II cis-regulatory region sequence-specific DNA binding; DNA-binding transcription factor activity, RNA polymerase II-specific. Gene Ontology annotation, biological process: anterior/posterior pattern specification; regulation of transcription by RNA polymerase II; proximal/distal pattern formation. Gene Ontology annotation, cellular component: nucleus. Lineage: Eukaryota; Metazoa; Chordata; Aves; Passeriformes; Estrildidae.